CUCGUGGUCCUUGCAGUGAGGCAACCAGUGUAUCCUGGCGGAGUUUCUAACCUAAAAAGUUGUCAUACGUGUGUUUAUAAACGUGUUAGUUACAAUAAACUCUUGAACAAUGUCUUUCUUCAUUAGACCUAAGCAAAGUGGAAAGAAUUUUAAUAAGAAGGGCUCUUUUGAAAGUCGAAAAAGGAAAGCUCCCAAGAAACCUGAAGUAAAUAAUGACGAAAUCACAAGUAGUGAAGAUGAAUCACAUCUAAAUGAUGAUGCCAACAGGAGUAGUUCUGAAGACGAGCAUGAAACUGCUCAAGAAAAGAAGAUCAGAUUAGCGAAGAUUUAUUUGGAUGAAAUCAAAAAGUUAGAGCAAAGAAAAAUAGAAAACCAAACUUUGGAUGAUAAUUUGAGAGGUGAUUUAGUCCAAAAGAAAUUGCAAGAAGAUUAUUUGAGUCAAACAGGAAGGUUAAAGUUGUUUGUUGCAAAAAAAUAUACAGGAUAUGAUGAAAACCAAAUUGUUACAUUAAGAAACAAUGUGCAUAAGAAUUGUAUAACAUGCUUUUGCAUUUCAUCCGACAACAAAUUCAUGUUUAGUGGAAGCAAGGAUGGAGGUCUAAUUAAAUGGUCUAUUGAAGAAAAGAAGAAAGUUUUAGGUUUACCUUUCAGUUCUAAAAAUACAGAGAGCAGCAUUGUUGGUCAUUCCAGAAGUAUAAUGAGUAUAGCAAUUUCUUCGGAUAACAAGUUUUUGGCUGUAGGAGAUGAGACACAAAACAUACAGAUUUGGAACCCAGUAAACCUAAAACAUGUUCAUACUUUGAAAGGACAUAGGAGCAGCGUGACUGCGCUAACGUUUCGUAAGGACACUCAUACUCUCUACUCAGGGAGUAAAGACAAGGCUGUUAAAGUCUGGUCUCUUGAUGAAAUGUCAUAUGUUGAAAGUGUUUUCGGACAUAUGGAUAUGAUUACAUCUAUUGACUCGCUUAGUAAAGAGAGGGCUUUAUCUUCGGGUGGUAGAGAUCAUUCAUUGAGAAUUUGGAAGUUUGUUGAUGAAUCGCAAUUAAUUUUUAACGGCCAUACUGGCAGUAUAGAUUGCGUUAAAUAUAUCAACGAAGGUAAUUUUGUAUCCGGUGGUGACGAUGGACAGAUUUGCGUAUGGGGAAUGGGAAGAAAGAAACCACUAUGUUCAGUGAAAGUUGCUCAUGGAGUGGAUAGUACUAAUGGCCAACCUUUAUGGAUUACAUCAAUUGCUACCCUUGUUAACACUGAUUUAAUUGCAUCAGGAUCGCACGAUGGAUCAAUAAAACUAUGGUGUUUGGAGAAAGGUUGCAAAAAUAUUUCAGAAAUGUUUAGCAUACCUCUCACUGGAUUUGUGAAUGAUUUAAAAUUCACAAGUGAUGGAAAAUAUUUGAUUGCGGCAGUCGCCUCGGAACAUCGAUACGGCAGAUGGAAUGUUAUAAAAUCGGCAAAGAAUUCAAUUGUAAUUAUACCAUUACAAAAAAAUUAA
Messenger RNA from Nicrophorus vespilloides, 1489 nucleotides. It is a transcript of the gene U3-55K, whose product is annotated as U3 small nucleolar RNA-interacting protein 2. Gene Ontology annotation, molecular function: snoRNA binding; protein binding. The transcript is spliced from 6 exons. The record is from RefSeq and is a predicted model, not a curated record. Lineage: Eukaryota; Metazoa; Arthropoda; Insecta; Coleoptera; Silphidae. Gene Ontology annotation, cellular component: small-subunit processome. The coding region runs from base 110 to 1489 and encodes 459 amino acids.